This is a messenger RNA of Suillus subaureus, 738 nucleotides long. RefSeq lists its product as uncharacterized. Lineage: Eukaryota; Fungi; Basidiomycota; Agaricomycetes; Boletales; Suillaceae. The transcript is spliced from 12 exons. The record is from RefSeq and is a predicted model, not a curated record. The coding region runs from base 1 to 738 and encodes 245 amino acids.
AUGUCUUCUUCCUCCGCGCAGGAUCUCUUGCCACAAAUUGACCUGGGGAACACGUUUGGGGCACUUUUUAUUGGGGUCACCCUGUCAGCAGUUCUCUUUGGUCUAACCAACGUUCAAAUCUCCAUUUACUUCCAGACACAUAGAGUCACGGGGAUGACUAUUUUUAAGCUGAUUGUUAUCUGGCUCUGGAUACUUGAUGCUCUACACCUGGCAUUGAUUGUACAUUGCGUCUAUUAUUAUUUAGUGAUCCACUACGCGGACUUCAAUGUGCUCACAGAAAUCGUGUGGAGUUUGAAAUUUCAGUUAAUACUCGAUGUUCUCAUCGUUUGUACGGUACAUUUUUCGUAUGUCUAUCGCAUAUGGAUAGUCAGCAAGGGCCGGUCAAGAGUUCUCCCGGCUGUAACAAUGUGCAUAGUCUUAGUCCUAUCAGAAGACUUCAGUGUUGCUACCUUUGUUAUUUACCCAUCACUCCAUGCAACGACAGCUGUCGUUUUGGCGCAAUAUCGGGUCGAUGUGUUCCAGGACGUGGUUAAAACCGAGUGGGCGACAUACCUGACUUUAGGCUCGAUCACUUUUGAUGAUAUCCUUAUUGCGUCAUCGUUAUGCUAUCUCCUCGCUACUUCCCGUACUGGAUUCUCUAGCACCGAUUCUUUUGUAACAAAGCUCGUGGUUUAUAUCAUUAGUACAGGCUGUCUGACGAGGUAUCCCUCUCUCCAACACACCCCAUACUUUGACUAA